UGCAGCUGCUGUUCGCGUACCCACCCCGCUCGUCCGUCCGGCCCUUUCUGCACUGUCAUCUGCCCCGGUGAGGCUCAACUCCGGAGUGGGGCCAUCCGAAACGCUCCGGACCACAAGCCCGACUCCACCCAGCAGGGAGGGAAAGGAAACAGAUUGGGCAGAAUCCGGGGCCUCACCACCAGCAGCUGAGCUCUAAGCCCAAAUGGGCAACGUGCAGGAGCGGCCAUCGGAGACCAUUGACCGGGAACGAAAACGGCUGGUAGAGACAUUGCAGGCAGACUCUGGGCUGCUGCUGGAUGCGCUGGUGGCCCGGGGCGUCCUCACUGGGCCCGAGUAUGAAGCCUUGGAUGCGCUGCCUGACGCAGAGCGCAGGGUGCGCCGCCUACUGCUGUUGGUGCAGAGCAAGGGCGAGGCAGCCUGCCAGGAGCUACUGCGCUGUGCCCAGCAAACAGUACGCAUGCCAGACCCGACCUGGGAUUGGCAGCACGUGGGGCCUGGCUACCGGGACCGCAGCUAUGAGCCUUCAUGUCCAGGCCACUGGACGCCAGAAGCACCCAGUUCAGGGACCACAUGUCCUGGGCUGCCCAGAGCUUCAGAGCAAGAGGAGGUCGAAGGUCCUGAGGGCUCUGAGGCAGUGCAGCCUGGAACUCCAGAGGAGCCAGAACUAGAAGCUGAAGCUACUGAAGGGGAUGAGCCAGACCUGGAACAAGAAAUGGAUCCGGAACCAGAGGUAGAACUGGAGCCGGAGCCGGAGCCGGAGGCGGAACCAGACCCAGACCCGGAGCCUGAGCCAGAGACUGACUUCCAAGAAGAGGAUGAGUCUGAAGGUUGUGAGAGCACCUAAACCCUUGCUUGCAGGCUUGUUAGAGGUUGUGGACUGGGAAGUGGAGGUUGAUCCCCAUUCCACUGACCAUCAUUUUCAUCUUUAGAUUCCUGAGGGCCAGAAUCCUUACCUGUUCAUAUCCUAUUCAACCUGGAUAAGACCUGGAAACCUGCCAGAGAUUGACCCCAUCAGUACACCAAGAUUCCAUUUACUCCCAAAUGAAUAAACUCGGGAGGGUUAGCCUGGACCUAACUCUCCACAAUGCUGGCUCUUUGCUCAAGAACUGAGGGUGGGCAUGGGUCUGAAUCCCACUGACCUGAGCAGGCUUGUGUGAAAAUACCCCCACGCCCUCAACAGCAUCCCAAAAUAAC
This is a messenger RNA of Mastomys coucha (southern multimammate mouse), 1194 nucleotides long. It is a transcript of the gene Nol3, whose product is annotated as nucleolar protein 3. Gene Ontology annotation, cellular component: mitochondrion. The transcript has 3 exons. Gene Ontology annotation, biological process: negative regulation of intrinsic apoptotic signaling pathway; negative regulation of release of cytochrome c from mitochondria; negative regulation of extrinsic apoptotic signaling pathway. Gene Ontology annotation, molecular function: death effector domain binding; cysteine-type endopeptidase inhibitor activity involved in apoptotic process; death receptor binding. Lineage: Eukaryota; Metazoa; Chordata; Mammalia; Rodentia; Muridae. The record is from RefSeq and is a predicted model, not a curated record. Bases 203 to 844 code for a protein of 213 amino acids.